Molecule: messenger RNA, 3195 nt
Organism: Patella vulgata (common limpet)
Lineage: Eukaryota; Metazoa; Mollusca; Gastropoda; Patellidae
Product: transmembrane protein 26
Exons: 4
Coding region: 536-1612 (358 amino acids)
Source: RefSeq, a predicted model, not a curated record
ACAUAUUCCAAUUUUCAACUCAGUUCCCAUGUACAUUUCCAGCACGUUCAAUUUGGUGGAAAAUCAAUAAGAUUCAAUGUGUUAUGCUUUGUAACAUUAGCCUAUAGAAUUUAUGUAUAAAUAUACAUGGAGGUUGGAAACACUUCGGAAAAGAAGUGGGCUUAUUGUUGCAGCUGGAUGACUAAACUGGUAUAAUUUGUUUCGAAGAAGGAAUAAAAGAAAGGGUAUUGCUGUAUAGAUUGUUUAUAUAAUAUAUACUUGGGCAGUUUGGAUGGUGUAACAAAAAUGUGUCCUCAAGAAUAUCUGAGAAGUUUCAUUAAUAUAAUUAAGUAUGGCUGGACAAUGUUUUGGGCAAUACUUGUUCGUGUUAUUCUGAUAUGUCAUACAAUGAUUACAAUAUGGAGGACAGUAGAUACAAAAGGAGAAGGAGUGUAUUGGUAUUUAUUAAAUUUUGUCCUCUUACAACUGAGUGAAGGAAUAUACACCGUGGUUCGAAAGAAAGGAGCUGAAAAUAAUUGAUGAUUUAUGAGUCGCGAUGUCGUGGAAAAGUGAAGUUUGGUUUGCCCUGGGUGAAUGCUGUUUCUAUUUGAUAUCAAUUAUUUGGGCUUUAUUAGUGAGGUUAAUACUUAUACUUCACACAUAUGUGUCAUUAUGGAAAGUUGUAACUCAAACAAAUGACGAACAAUAUUGGUACCUUCUGGGUCUAGUGUCAAUACAACUUGGUGAACUAAUCUACAGGGUUGCUGUCUGUAAGGGAAAUGAAGGGAUGUGGGUUUGUCCAUGUUUCUUUUUUUAUCUGCUGAGUACAGUUCCUUCAAUCUGGAUCCUAGAAUUGGACAGGCUAGAACAGUAUGAUCUGAUUUCCCAGAAUGUAACAGCUUCAGGUGUGGCAUUGUCAUCGGUUCAAGGGAUAAGUAUACCAAUAAAAUUAAGUGCUGAUGUCUGGGUGUCGGUCAUAGAACAGUCUUUGUUGUUUCUGCUAAUUUUAUGUCGUUGGAUACUUCCGCGAGGGGAGAUCACUCGUGACCAACUUUCUCAACUCUUGUUUGUGUAUAUUGGUAUGGCUUCAGAUAUUAUGGAGUUAUUUGUGUUAUUUGAUGAACAAACAGUGAGAAAUGACAGGGUGUUGGUCUACAUCAUUCUAGUUGUUUGGUCCAUCAGUUUACUUCAGUUUUGUCUGGUUCUCACGGCUACUCGUAAUCCCAAAAAGGCCAGAGUAGCAACAGUCCACCCCACUGAAUCAUCCGCACCAACGAAAGGCAAGAAAAAGAAGGAUGUAUUAAUAAUGUGUCUGACGACAGAAGUGUGGAGUUUGUUGGUGACAUUCCUCAUGCAAGAUGGUCCGUUUUUGUGCGUUCGGUUGUACGCGUUGAUUAGAUAUACACUCAUAACUUACAAUAUUCUGUUCUUUACGUGUAAAAAUUUACUGGUGGUGAUGCUGCUGACAUAUCGCCUUAUUGUCUUGUGUUGUCAAAAUGACGAGAAUGAAAAGGACGACGAUGAAGAAAUUAUAAUUGGGCAACAGGAGAAAAAGGAUGCUGUAGAAGCUGCUGAUUAUGAUAAUGAGAAACCGACAAAUGGCAAUUUCGUUAGUGUUAUGAAUGUAAAUUAGCAUUAUACAAUGAUCCUCACUGGCGCUAAAUCUGUUCCGAGUCAGUGUAAAUGAACUUUUACUUGUUAUAAUGUAUUCUUGUUUAUUACUGAAAUGUCUUUCUGGUUGAUAUUAGAUAAACUAUAACCUAUUUUGUUGUCUCCUAAUUGUGAAUUAUGUCAAUCUUGUGUGAUGAGUUUGUCGACGGAUAUAUUACUAUUAUUUAAUAUUUUAUGUGGUGUUUUUUUUUUAAAUUUGUUAAAUGUCCUCCACCGACUAACAUUCUUUGUCUAAAUGUGGACACAUUAUUCCUUAUAAUCGCCGUAUUAAACUCCCAAGGCUCCAUGUUUUUUAAUGGUGAGGGCGUUCAAACAUAUAAAUAUGUCUUCUAUAAGAAGUUGAUUGCGAAGUAGAAAUCACCAGCAUUCCUCCCGCCGCAAAAACUAUAUCAACACUGAUAUGGCUAAAAUUCUUACAUAUGACGGUAUAAUAAUCGCAUGCAUUAAUGAUACUCACUGCUCUCUAAUGUCUAUUACGACUUCACAUAAUCAGAUUAUAGAAAAACAUAACUGAUGUAAAUGUUCGUUCUCUUCCAGUGUCCCAGUUAUAAAACAUAGAUUUCUUUAACGUUACUAUAAUAACAUAAUAACUCGUAUCCUCUUCACUAAUGUCCUAUUCACGCGUAUAUAAAUAACAUGCACUAUAUGUUGGGCUACCCGCUUUGAACCUCUACUCCAUGCCCCUCCAUUUUCAAGUUCGACGAUGGAACUUUUAUUCUGUUGAAUCAGACAAAUCGUCAAUCACAAAUUUCCCAGCUCUCGAAAACAACAAUCUUCUUUGAUGAGUGCCUGGAAUACAUUUCAUUGUAAAUAAAACUGAAUGUUCAAAACAAAUGGGAGCCUCAUUUACCUGGAACACUAGUCUAUGGUCUUUUUAAACCCAAAACUUUAAUCAUAUACAUAGUUUUUAAUAACCAUUAAUCUCUAUUUAUUAACUCGUCACGACCUUAUACUGGAUGGGAUAAAUGAUUUGGAAAAGAGUCCAGUAUACGACAUGGUGUAUACUUAAUAAAUAGAACAAUAUAGAGAGACGAAUUCUUGAAUUACCACAAUGCUUUACUUGGCCUGUUUAACAAUUUCAGUGUCAAUUUAUCAGAAAAAUCCACCUACCCGUAAUAAAUAUUUCCACGGAAUUUUCACCAGAGUUAUCUAUCCCUGGUCAUCGAGACACACAUAUAUAGUCCGACAGAACUAUGGCUGAACCUGGAAAUUGCAUAAGUUCUUUUAUGAUUGAUUUUAGUAGCCUGGGUGUACUCUUUCGGAAUCUGCCGGGUGAGUCUGGGUCAACCUUGAGCGUUUUGAGAAAUUCAAGACGGCGUCCAAGACGGCCUCCAUUUCAAACAAUCCCCUUUAACUCAUAGCAGUUAGUCUAGGAAGCUAUUUUUGGUGUCGAGCCGUAUGUUUUUGGGGCCAAUGAAUACAACGAAAUCGUUCAUUAUAUUGUGGGGUGAUUUACAUGAUAGUAAAAUUCAAAAUGCCAGACAAUAUGGCCCAUUAACUCGAUCACGGCGGUUGGGGCGAUUUUUUCACCAAGCCAAACUGUAU